AUGGACUUUGUCCCUGGGACCGACUUGCAAGAAUUACUGCCAUCGCUCACAACAGCUGAGAAGACGACAUUUAGCGAGCGGAUUAAAGAGACGAUCAAUGAACUACGAACAAUACCGCCACCGGACAACUUGGGAAACUUGAAUGGCACACCUUACAUCGACGGUGUCCUUUCAACGCCAGAUAACAACCGAAUUAUUUCUGGGCCAUUCAAGGAUCAGGAACAGAUGAAUAAUGGAAUACUAGAAAGGCUGAGCCAAACACAGUCACCGCACUAUAUUCGUUUAUUGCGAGAAAUGGUCAACCGCACCCUUAAGAGCCAUCGAACUGUCUUUACCCAUGGAGAUCUGCAGCCAAAGAAUAUAGUUGUGGAGCGAGCAGGCACAGACUUCAAUUUACUCUUAUUGACUGGAAUCUGUCAUGCUGGUACCCUGAGUUUUGGGAAUUUUGCAAUUCAACAUUGUACUGUCAAAUGA
Messenger RNA from Penicillium egyptiacum, 474 nucleotides. The record is from the annotation of a GenBank genome assembly. NCBI's taxonomy places the organism in Eukaryota, Fungi, Ascomycota, Eurotiomycetes, Eurotiales, Aspergillaceae.